Messenger RNA from Triplophysa dalaica, 3350 nucleotides. RefSeq names its product ras homolog family member T1a (gene rhot1a). Gene Ontology annotation, biological process: small GTPase-mediated signal transduction; mitochondrion organization. The transcript has 21 exons. Gene Ontology annotation, molecular function: calcium ion binding; GTP binding; GTPase activity. The record is from RefSeq and is a predicted model, not a curated record. Gene Ontology annotation, cellular component: mitochondrial outer membrane. The coding region runs from base 320 to 2449 and encodes 709 amino acids. Lineage: Eukaryota; Metazoa; Chordata; Actinopteri; Cypriniformes; Nemacheilidae.
CGUAGAUACCGGUUAUUGGAGGUCAGCCUCCCCUGGCGUGUGCUUGAAAUGUAAACCCAGAUAUGUCAUGAAGUGAAUCUGAGAACGAGCGAUACCUUUGUCUGUAUGAAAUCUGUUUGUUUAAAUGGCAUAAUUCACAUUUAUGGGUGAACUCGCGUGAUUUUAUGAUCGAGACAGACUGAAGUUUCUCCGUCCGUUUUGUCCUACACAGCGCGCCAAUAGUGCGCAGGCCUGCCCUGUUACAAACAUCAGCAUCGAUAUCAAUGUUCCAGCCUAAGGACUGAUUCAAUUUUAUCCUGAGAAAAUUAAACUUGCAACGAUGAGGAAGGACGUGAGGAUAUUACUUGUCGGAGAGCCCAAAGUGGGGAAGACUUCCCUGAUCAUGUCACUUGUCAGUGAGGAAUUCCCUGAUGAGGUUCCUCUCAGAGCGGAAGAGAUCACCAUUCCUGCUGAUGUUACGCCUGAGAGAGUCCCCACUCAUAUUGUCGACUAUUCAGAAGCAGAACAGACGGAUGAGCAGCUUUACCAAGAAAUUUCAAAGGCUAAUGUUAUUUGCAUAGUCUAUUCAGUUAACAACAAGAAGUCAAUCGAGAAGGUGACAAGUCACUGGAUUCCCCUCAUCAAUGAGCGAACAGAUAAGGACAGCAGAGUACCUUUGAUUCUGGUGGGGAAUAAAUCUGACCUGGUGGAGCACAGCAGCAUGGAGACCAUCCUGCCCAUCAUGAACCAGUACUCGGAGAUUGAGACCUGUGUAGAGUGUUCAGCCAAAAACCUGAAGAACAUCUCAGAGUUGUUCUACUACGCCCAGAAAGCUGUUCUGCACCCCACUGGACCUCUGUACUCACCUGAGGAGAAAGAGAUGAAGCCAUCUUGCGUCAAAGCACUUACUCGCAUUUUCAAAAUAUCAGAUCUGGACAAUGAUGGAAUUCUGAAUGACAACGAGCUUAAUUUCUUCCAGAGAACCUGCUUUAACAUCCCCCUGGCACUUCAAGCCCUAGAAGAUGUGAAGAAUGUUGUGCGGAAAAACAUGUCAGAUGGUGUGAAGGACAACGGCCUCACACUAAAGGGCUUCUUGUUUCUUCAUACACUGUUUAUUCAGAGAGGAAGACACGAGACAACGUGGACUGUGCUGAGGCGGUUCGGUUAUGAUGAUGACCUGGAGCUCACGCAAGAAUACCUGUUUCCAAUGUUAAAAAUACCCCCGGACUGCACCACAGAACUGAACCACAAUGCCUACCUCUUUCUCCAGAGUGUCUUUGACAAGCAUGACAAAGAUCGAGACUGUGCCAUGUCUCCAGAUGAGCUGAAGGAUCUGUUCAAGGUCUUUCCCUACAUGCCCUGGGGGCCUGAUGUCAACAACACCGUGUGCACCAAUGAGCAGGGCUGGAUCACUUACCAAGGCUACCUGUCCCAGUGGACAUUAACAACAUACCUGGAUGUGCAGCGCUGCUUAGAGUACCUUGGUUACCUUGGCUACUCCAUUAUUCAAGAACAGGAGUCACAAGCAUCAGCUAUUACUGUCACCAGGAAUAAGCGCAUUGACCUACAGAAGAAACAGACGCAGCGCAGCGUAUUCCGCUGCAACGUGGUUGGAGCCCGAGGCAGCGGUAAAAGUGGUUUUCUGCAGGCCUUCCUGGGCAGGAACCUGGAGCGUCAAAAGAGGUUAAGAGAAGACCACAAGUCUUACUAUGCCAUCAGUACCACUUACGUUUAUGGACAAGAAAAGUACUUGCUCCUUCAUGAAGUGCUUCCAGACUUUGAGUUCCUCUCAGAGGCUGAUCUGGCAUGUGAUGUUGUUUGCCUGGUGUAUGACAUCAGCAAUCCUCGCUCAUUUGAGUACUGUGCUAAAGUCUACAAGAAACACUUCAUCGACAGCAAGACACCAUGUGUGAUUAUUGCUGCUAAAUCAGACUUGCACGAAACCCGUCAGUACUACGGCCUGACGCCACUAGAUUUCUGCCGGAAACACAAACUUCAUCCACCGCAGCUGUUUACCUCGAACACAGCUGAUGCGCCCAGCAAAGACAUAUACACCAAACUUACCACCAUGGCCAUGUAUCCCCACGCCAAGUUACGCUGCAUGUGCACCUGCAACAGGUGUACCUUUUGCAUCUGUCACAACCUCCUCAACUCUGAGCUGGUCCGCUCGGUAAAGGCCAAACUCUACAGUGCUGUUCUGACAAGGUUGAGACCAUUUAUACAAGACGUGGGCACGUUUCUAUUUGCUGACGAGGAGUCCAGCCUUGUACAUCAGGUUCAUGAGGUCAGCUUUGUAGAGGACUCGGUCUUCAUGGAGUCAUCUGUUGAUCCGUUUGUGUCCGUUUGUGACAGACACAUGACCCAAGCUGACCUGAAGAACUCUACGUUUUGGUUGAGGGCCAGCGUUGGUGCCACCGUGUUCGCUGUCCUUGGCUUCGCCAUGUACAAAGCGCUACUCAAGCAGCGAUGAUCGAUGCAACCGGCAUGCUACAACAUCCAAGCCCACCCCUGAUAAACUAUAUUACCCAUAAUCCCUCUUUCCUGCAUAAUUUCCCUUUUGAGAAAAUACUAUAUAGUUAGCUACAUUUUGUAUAGUUUAAAAGCAAACUGCCUUCCGUAAGCCAUGUGUCUCCUUCCAUGAAGUGUUAUAGAAACUCCCCUCAUCAGUCAUGUGGUGAAACAGGACAUUUACCGUCUGACAGGAGCUAUAACUGGGUCAUCUGCUCUUUGGACAGUUUUUAAUUUAUGCAAAAUAAUGUCAGGUCAGUAUUAGUUGGGUGUGACCUAUAUUGGAAAGACACAGCAGACAGGCAGGGUUUACUGAUGGUUGAACACUAUGUUUAUAUAUGUAUAUAUAUUAAAAUUACCUGUAGUUAGUGAGAAAAAUCAUAUUUGAACUGUGCGCAUAGAGAUGCAGUCACGCUUUAGACAGAAGCACUGAAACAAAGCCAUGUCUCAUGUAAAGGUCAUUUUCCUCCUACACCUGUAUUAAUUUAUUAGUUAUGUUUUCUUUGCCAUUUCGUGAACAAAGGGUUAUUUUUAUGCAAUAUUUGGUUUUUAUUUUGAUAAAUUAUGGUUUUCCUGUAUACUUUAUGCCUUUAUGAAGAUCAUGCACGAGAAAUUUCGCACAAUUGAGUUAAUUUCUGUUAUAUUAAGUGAUGUGAUGCAUAUGCUAUGAGACCAAUAGGACCUGCUUUUACUACCUUAUAUACUACUCAUUAUUUCUGCCCAUCUAACAAUCAUGUAGAGACAAAGUCACUAAAACAAUGUUUCAGCUCUUAUGCAUAUGUAACUUUCAGUGCAAUUGUCCAUGUGGAACUGUUGCACUUAUGAAUUUUCAAACAUUUACAAUAAAUAAUGGUGUGAAUAAA